UCAGCAAAAUGGCUGUCAUGUUGUCAAGUUCGCCAAGAGUCGUUCCUUUAAACUACGACCCUGCAUUCAAAGUUGAUGUUAGAUUACAUGAUCCAUUAUGGGAAGGUGCAGUAACAAAAUCUCGUGUAGCUAUUGAUGUUAUGGUGCUUUGUACUCGUCUUGAACCAUUGUGUCAAAAAGAACUUCAAGAGUCAAGUAAAGCAAGUGAAAGUGUUAGAAGGAAAAGAAAGUACAGUAAUACCUUUGAUGCCCAAGCAAUGGUUAUCAUGAAUAAAAUGAUGGAAUGUGUUCAAAAUCUACCAAACCCAGCACCAUCAUUGCAGGAUUUUUUAGAAGAAACUGCUUUGUGUGUGUUAUUCCCAAGAGUUGCAUCAUAUGUGAUGAGUCCUCACAACUUUAUCUUCCAGUCACAGCAAAAGACACCAAUGGAUGACUAUUUCAAUCAUGUUGCUACUUUGAAUCAGUCUGUAGCACUAUGCAAUCUACUCAAUACAGAUGUGUAUAAUUUACAUAAUCAUAAAUACAUUGCGCACCAGAUAGCUUUACUUUAUCAAUCCUUGAAUCAGAUGGGAAAUCAGAAAGUCUUAAUAGAUUUCAAAACCAAUAUAGAAACAAGUUUCAAGAAAGUUAAAGCUGGCUUAGAUAAAAAGAACCCAGAAGAUCCACCUGUUCUUCCAGAUGAACAAAAACAGUGGUAUGUGUAG
Molecule: messenger RNA, 704 nt
Organism: Saccoglossus kowalevskii
Lineage: Eukaryota; Metazoa; Hemichordata; Enteropneusta; Harrimaniidae
Source: RefSeq, a predicted model, not a curated record